Molecule: messenger RNA, 684 nt
Organism: Peronospora farinosa
Lineage: Eukaryota; Oomycota; Peronosporomycetes; Peronosporales; Peronosporaceae
Source: the annotation of a GenBank genome assembly
AUGGCAAUAACGUCUAUCAAUCAAGUCGCCAGUCAGUUUACUGGUGGCACAACGCUCUUUGGAAAUUCCCAGGCAAUUCAACCGUCGACGAAGCGGUCUCAGAUGAUUCCAGCGACCUCCAGUACAAGGUCGACGUCUUCUUCGUCCGGCUCAAGUGGUGACAAGUCCAGUGAUGAUGGCAGCAGCUCCUAUAGUUUCCUGGGCGGAAAAGAUGGAGAAAAUAGCGACAGUGGCAGUUGGAGUUGGAGUAUGGAGUCGGGGUCUGGCAGUUUGAGCUUGGAAUAUGAAUGUGACUGCCGAUCGGUCCGUCGUGUCUCGCUUAUGGGAGCUUCGGACUACUGCCUUGCGCCAGGUGCUUUACUAAGCAGCAAGUGUGGUAACGUUGAUCUUGGUGAAAGUGGUAGUUGUCCAAUGACUGGAGCUCAACCGUGCUCUGUCAAAGGCCACGUUCUGGCAAACGACUCUUUUUGUGCGCUGGACAACAAGGAUGAGACGUACAAAUGCGUAGCCAGCAAGAACGACUUGGAGAUCCAAAAGAACGGAAAAAAGAAGAGAAAAAAAUCCAGUCGCCACCAUGGGCCAGAGUCGUCUAUGAGCAUGGCUUCACCGCAUCUGCUGUGGACGGCGCGUCACGUACUGGCGGUCGUGGUUUGCAUGGCAUUCGGGAUGAUAGCUGUAGUGUAG